AUGACACAAAUGCCAAUGUAUUCUAAGUUCCUUAAGGAAAUCUUGAGUGGCAAAAGAGAGUGUAAUGAGAUUCACUCGGUAAAGGUUGGGGAGUGUUGUAGUGCUUUGAUUCACAGUGAUUUACCCAAAAAUAUGAAAGAUCCGGGUAAUUUUUCAAUCCCUUGCAAGAUAAAUGGAAAAUUGUGGCAAAAUGCUCUUUGUGAUCUUGGUGCCAGUGUUAGCAUAAUGCCUUAUUCAGUUUUUAGGAAGCUUAAGCUGGGUGAGCUUCUUCCAACCAACAUGACCUUACAAUUAGCUGACCAAUCUAUUAAGUUUCCUAAGGGAAGGGUUGAGGAUGUCCCCCUCAAGAUAGGUGAGUUUAUAAUUCCGGUUAACUUCAUCGUGCAUGAUAUAGCGGAAGAUGACAACAUACCUAUCAUCUUAGGGAGACCAUUCUUAGCUACUUUGGGAGCUUUGAUUGAUGUGAAAGGUGGCCUUAUUACUUUACGGGUUGGUAACAAUAAGAAUAUUUUUGAGCUUAAGUCGAUGCAUGAAUCUUUGACUUUUAUAAAGGGAAUUAUGUGUAUCAAUUCACCGCGUUCCAAUGAUAAUGUAUGCAUGUUUGUGUCUUCAACUAACGAUGUUCUUGAAGUUUGUGAUGAUGUGCCUUCAAGUGUUGAAAGCAAGAAGGUUUUUGAAGAUAACAUGAAGCCCUCAAAGGUUGUGGAUAAGGAGGUUGAAUUCAUGGGAAUAGGACCCCUCAAACGAACAUGA
Molecule: messenger RNA, 753 nt
Organism: Chenopodium quinoa (quinoa)
Lineage: Eukaryota; Viridiplantae; Streptophyta; Magnoliopsida; Caryophyllales; Amaranthaceae
Exons: 2
Coding region: 1-753 (250 amino acids)
Source: RefSeq, a predicted model, not a curated record